Messenger RNA from Rhagoletis pomonella (apple maggot), 1093 nucleotides. RefSeq names its product neuropeptide CCHamide-2-like. Lineage: Eukaryota; Metazoa; Arthropoda; Insecta; Diptera; Tephritidae. The transcript has 4 exons. The coding region runs from base 473 to 865 and encodes 130 amino acids. Gene Ontology annotation, biological process: neuropeptide signaling pathway. The record is from RefSeq and is a predicted model, not a curated record. Gene Ontology annotation, molecular function: neuropeptide hormone activity.
UUUCGCUGACACUUCAUCGGAAGCUUUCGAAGAUGUAAGUCGUACAGUUGCACAAGUUGUAGCGCUUGAUCAUAAAUUAACGCGAAAUAUCGUAUGUACAUAUUUUUGCUGCGGUAAUGAUGAGAAUAGUGCCACAAGUGUUAACACCUUACUAAAAAAAAAAAUAGAACAGGAAAAUAUUGCAAAAGAUUAAAAAAAAAAGAAGAAAAUUAUACAAACAAAACUGGAAACGCGAUUCUCAACUUAUUAUAAUAAAAAAAUAUCUGUGAUUUUUGUGUACCUAUUUAACAAAACAACAAAUUACAUAUUUUCAAACGAUAAAGCCAACUGACUUACACAUACCUACAUAGAAUUAGAAGAGAUUAAAUAAGUUUAGAUUGCACGUUCAACUCAAACCGUGAAGGUUAUUAACUCACACGGAAACGCGAAGCUUACAAAAUAUACAUACAUACAUACAUACUUUAAAGAGAAAAUGAAUUCUUCAGUAUCCUUCCUUUUAGUGAUGAUCUGUGCGGUCGUUUUAGCGGCACAACAAGGUCAAGCAAAGAAGGGCUGCAACGCUUAUGGCCAUGCUUGUUACGGUGGACAUGGAAAACGUUCACUGGGCUCAUUGAAGGAUGAGAUGCGGGUGAAUAAUGCGUACAGAAACGAGAGAGAGUUAUUAAGUCCAGACGAGUUACUGCAGGUGAUGCCCAACGAAGCGACAGCACUAUUGCCAGAAGGGGAAAUUGAAACGUUUCCCAGAUAUCGACUCAUCAAGAUUAUGAGGUCAUUGUUGAGCGGACACCUGAAACGACCUAACGAAAUCGACUACCCCAUUUCAGCUGAGGCAUUCAGCCGGGACAACAGCAACGACUUCAACUGAGAUGCCAAACAAAUUUCAACUACCCCCCAGCGAACCAUAUAGCCUAUUUAAUUUACCUAGCCACAGACACACACAAAUGGGAACGAAAAACAAAUUGCAUUUGACUGCAAUAAAAAUUUAACUCACAAUUAACAAUGGAAAUUUAUUUUUAUUUUAUCAAGGAUGAAAAUGUAACUAAAAAAUAUGUAAGAAUGUUAACAAAGAUAGCAAAUACAGGUAUAAAAAAUA